AUAACACCGCGUCCCAGCAGGAGAGACAAAGAGAGACAAAGAGACAGAGAAAAGGUGCAGGUCGUCACUAGUAGGUCGUCGUCAUCACAGGUCGUCAUGGCGGCGGAGGCUCCUCUUAAGCCCCUCCAGCUGCAGGUGGCUAGGAUCCGUCAGGAGGAGGAGGACAGUUGGAUCAGCGGUGAGGAGCUGUACACGGAAGGCAGCAGUGAUGACGAGGGGGCAGCCCACGCCCACGCCCCUACACACGCCCACCCACAUCCUCACUUCAAACUCCCCGCGUCUCCCGCACCACGCGUCCCCGGCAAGCUCAUUCCCCCUAAAAGCCCUGUCGAGCCCCCUCCCUCCACCACGCCGUCGGCAGCCUCCGAGCCAGCUGAACAGACGGACCCUCACCUGACGGAAACCACCCGCCGGCUGUCACUGAUGGGGCUGGAAAAUGCGGAGAAGCCCACCACGCCAACGCCCACCCCGAAGGACGCCGAGGAGGUGGAGGAGCAGGAGGAGGUGAUGCUGUGGCGGCCCAAGCGAGGCUCCAUCAAGCUGCCGCACAUCGACCUCGAUCCGCCGGCCCCGUCCCUCCUGGAGCAAGUGUCAGGCUAGGCGGCCCCCACCCCACCAUCCUACUCCUUAACCUAUCACAUAUAACCUCACUUACCCACGCCAGCAAAAUUAGAGUACUUCUCUAUGCACAACUUAACAUUUCAUGCAGUUGUGUAUCCUUCCUACGUCUGUCAUGUCUUUUCCUCCUUUCUUCCACUGCACUCAUAUUGUUGCCUUUCUUAAUCUCAAAACUUUCCUCUUUCACUGAUAAGCAAAAGUGACCUGUGCUCUUGUAAGUAAGGAAUGAACCAAUCAACAAAAAUUCACAGAUACACACAUUAUUUUUUUCAUUAUUGUUACGUGAAUGUGAGUUGUACGCGUAGCUAUAAUUGUGUACGUUUCAACUGAUCAUGUAAAUCUAUGUUUAGUGUCGUCUGUAUAUUUUAGUUUCUAUUUCUUUGCCAUUGAUGUUCUGUUCGCGAUUGUGUCCUUUAGCUUCACGCAAAAUAUUUAUCAUACAGUCGGCUGUUUUCCGUCAUGACGCUGUAGUCUUACUUUUUGCAUUUGUAUAAAGGAAGUAGGAGAGCGACACGGAGCUGUUUUUAGACUAGUGGCCGAGGCCCGCCUAGCAGCGUGGUCCUCGCGGCGAGACUCGGACAUGACAGGAGCUGCCGCGCCCCCAGGGCCGCGACCCAUCAAGAUGUGAAGCGGUUCUCAUUAUAUUAUACCCAGUGCUUGUGUGUGAAAGGGUUGACAGUCGUCGUGUGUGAGCUUGCUGCCGAGUGAUGACAAAAUACACAGAUAAUCAAAGUAUAAUCCACUACCUUUUGUUGAAAGACAUAAUAAAACGGAUUUUUGUA
Messenger RNA from Eriocheir sinensis (Chinese mitten crab), 1400 nucleotides. RefSeq lists its product as uncharacterized. The record is from RefSeq and is a predicted model, not a curated record. Lineage: Eukaryota; Metazoa; Arthropoda; Malacostraca; Decapoda; Varunidae.